Sinocyclocheilus grahami is the source of this 1227-nucleotide messenger RNA. RefSeq names its product protocadherin beta-1-like. Gene Ontology annotation, cellular component: plasma membrane. The record is from RefSeq and is a predicted model, not a curated record. Lineage: Eukaryota; Metazoa; Chordata; Actinopteri; Cypriniformes; Cyprinidae. The annotation marks the transcript as partial. The transcript has a single exon. Gene Ontology annotation, biological process: homophilic cell-cell adhesion. Gene Ontology annotation, molecular function: calcium ion binding.
AAUGAGAGGCGCAUUAUCUGUUGUCCUCGUGUAUCUGCCACAUUGAGUCAUUUGCUUUUUCUUUUACAUGUGGAUAACGUGGUUAAAUUUGUACUCAUUUCCGAAUAUAUCUACACCUUCUAUAUUGCUGGUGAGAUGUUUGGCUUUUUGUUCUUCGUGCUGACGGCGCACAUCGCUUAUGGAGACGUGAGCUAUUCUUUCCCGGAGGAGAUGAAACGCGGAUCUGUGAUUGGAAAUAUAGCAAAGGAUCUCGGGCUCGAUGUGAACAGACUGUCAUUUCGUAAGGCACGCGUUGAUGCUGAAGGUAACAGAAAACGAUACUGUGACAUUAAUGUGAAUACUGGAGAACUGACCGUAGCGGAGAGAAUUGACAGAGAGGGGCUUUGUGGAAAGAAAGCUUCAUGUGUUUUAAAUCAAGAUUUCGUGCUGGAGAAUCCUCUAGAAUUACAUCGUAUCAGUCUUCGUGUUCAAGAUGUUAACGACAACAGUCCUAAUUUCGGUAAAGAUGAGAUUAAUUUGGAGAUCAGAGAAUCCGCCGAUAAGGGCAAACGCUUCUUACUUGAAGCAAAUGAUGCGGAUAUUGGGCAAAAUUCUAUACAAAGCUAUGCUAUUCAAAGUAAUGGUUAUUUUCUUUUAUCCGUGCAAAGCAACUCUCUUGGAGAGAAAUACGCCGAACUCAUUUUAAACAAAGAGUUCGAUCGCGAACGCGAGCAUGAGGUAACAUUAAUUCUCACUGCGGUAGACGGCGGGACUCCACCGAGAUCAGGUACUGUAGCCAUACACGUCUCUGUGCUGGAUGCUAAUGAUAAUGCUCCAGUCUUUAGUCAGACCGUCUAUAAAGUCAGUCUGCCUGAAAAUUCUCCUCUAGAUACUGUAGUGGUGACAGUGAGCGCUACUGAUGCUGACGAGGGACAAAAUGGAGAAGUGACUUAUGAAUUUAGCCAUGUUAUGGAAAACUACAAACAAUUGUUUUACCUUGAUCGAAAGACAGGUAUCAUCAGCAUAAAAGGGCCAAUAGAUUUUGAGGAAGAAGCCACGCUUAGUCUGCGAAUAAUAGCUAAAGAUGGUUCAGGUCUAACAUCUUACUCGAAUGUUAUAAUCAGUAUAAGUGACAUUAAUGAUAACUCUCCUAUACUAAUAGUAAAAUCUUUGAAUAGCCCGAUACCUGAGAAUGCAUUACCCGGUACAGAGGUUGGCAUCAUUAAUGCGCAGGACAGAGACUCUGAU